AUGCGCUCUUAUCCUGUCUACAUCAGCUGGUCUCCUGAGCAAAGGGGAGAGUACUAUCUUGAAACACUGGGCAAGAUUAAAAUAUAUAGAUGCAUUGCUUUACUGCCAAAGCCAGAGAAUGUGGAGGAAUUUCAAAAUUUUCCUGGAGAAGAAGGUAUUCAAGGAAAAUUGACUGGAAAGAUGUCUACAUCCAGAACAAAAAGAUUGCCCACGGAGCAGGAUGUCAUGAGUUCCAACAGUAGAAUGCGACUUGUUGGAUAUCUUUACCGUGGAGCGAUUCCGGUUGGGAUUUUCAGUGCAUCUGAUAGGUGUGGCCUGUGGGACUGGGGUUGUAGAGGCCAUCAAGGACCAGAAGUCAGUGCUCUGCUUAAUUGUUUAAAUUAUGAUAAUGUGAUCACACCUAAAAAUUACUAG
Molecule: messenger RNA, 414 nt
Organism: Dovyalis caffra
Lineage: Eukaryota; Viridiplantae; Streptophyta; Magnoliopsida; Malpighiales; Salicaceae
Source: the annotation of a GenBank genome assembly